CAGAUAGAUUGAGUUCUCUGAUUCUUAUUACAUUUACUGCUUUAUAUACGAUUUUUCUUUCAUCUAUGUUUCACUUAUUUUACAAUUCUUUAAUUAUAUUAUUAUGUUCUUUGCAAUAAAAAAACACAGAAAUUUAUAGAUGGAGUUUAAUAACUUAAUAUUGCCUAUAACGAAAAAUAUCUGUCGAACUUGUCUUGGAGAAUUAGUGGAUUCAGACACAAACAUGUUCAUGAAUAUACAAGAUUUAAUUGAACACGAUAUGAAUAAGAUAAAAUUGAUUGAUAUUCUGGUAUUUCUUAAUUGCCUAGAGAAUAAUGAUGAAGAAAAUUGGCCACAAGGAAUGUGUGCUUCAUGUGUUUUGACAGCUUUACAUGCUUAUAAUUUUAAGCUUAACUGUUUAAAAGCUAAUACAACUCUGACACAGUUAUUUAGCAUCCAAUCACCUACAAAUUUACAAAGGUCUGAUAUUGAUUCUAUUGAUAUUAAUGUGGUAUACCAGGAUCAUGAAUAUGAUGCACCACUCUUCAGUAAUCAUCCAACAUUAGAUUUUGAGCCCACAAUAAGUACUAACAAGGAAUUGACUCCUUUGCCUCCAGUAACAGAAAUUACAGCAACAGAACACCCUCCAAGAAAGGAAGGGGAUAAAAGAUAUAUUUGUAAUAUAUGUUCCAAGUCAUUCACCAGAAUAUAUGGUUUGCGUUAUCAUAUGACUAAGCAUAGUGAUAUUCGCAAAUAUUUGUGUUCCAAAUGUGGCAAGAGGUUUCAUACUUCCAGUGGUCUACAACAGCAUUCCAUUUCUCAUAAGGAUGUUGCCCAAUUUAAAUGUGGAUUUUGUAAUAAGACUUACAAAUCACGUCAAUCAUUGAAAGAACAUUUUCGUGUGGCACAUUCUAGCAACCGUAAACUUUUUGUAUGUGUCACAUGUGGAAAGAGUUUUACAGCAAAGUCAACUUUAAUGAUGCAUAUAAAAAGCCAUAAUGGAGAAAAACAGUUUGCUUGCCCUAAUUGUCCAAAAACAUAUACAAGAGCAUCAUAUUUAAGGGCACAUAGUUUGAUUCAUACUGGUCAAGAGAGACCAAAGCCAUUUUUGUGUCAACAGAGUGGCUGUGAAAGGAGAUUUUCAACUAAGCAUUCUUUGCUGGUGCAUAUUGCACAUACACAUACCACUGAGAGACCUCAUAAAUGUAAUAUAUGUUUUAAAGGUUUUGCUACUACAUCAGGCCUGAAGAUACACAGAGAAUCACAUAGCAAUAAGGAGCUAAAUUGUAGCAGAUGUGGGAAGAACUUUGCCAAUAAGAGAUUAUUACAGAAGCACAGCAAGGGACAUGAUGUAGAUACUGAUGAUAUGAUAUUGGAGACAGUAGUAGAUGAUGUUUUCUUUGAUUAAUGUGUUUGUUAUUUCUAUUUAAUGUGAUUUCUUUAGAUGUUAAGUUAAACUUUUUUUUAAGAAUGUUUAUAGUCACAAUCCCACCAUGUUAAGUAAGAAUUAAAUAAAUUUUUAGAUAUUG
This is a messenger RNA of Galleria mellonella (greater wax moth), 1508 nucleotides long. RefSeq names its product zinc finger protein 502-like. Bases 140 to 1387 code for a protein of 415 amino acids. Gene Ontology annotation, biological process: regulation of transcription by RNA polymerase II. The transcript has 2 exons. NCBI's taxonomy places the organism in Eukaryota, Metazoa, Arthropoda, Insecta, Lepidoptera, Pyralidae. Gene Ontology annotation, cellular component: nucleus. The record is from RefSeq and is a predicted model, not a curated record. Gene Ontology annotation, molecular function: zinc ion binding; DNA-binding transcription factor activity; RNA polymerase II cis-regulatory region sequence-specific DNA binding.